AGCUUGGAGCCCAGCCACUGAACAUCCUGUUUUCACUGAACUUGUCUUUCUUCUUCCAGGUUUCUUCCCUUCAUUCCUGGUCACAAAGCUGCUGCAACAGCACCAAGGAUCUGUAGAGGUGAACGGAAACAAGAGAGGACGUGCAGCCACCCCCUGGUCCCUGAAAGAUGGAAGGUGCAAAGGAAAAGAUCAUCCUGAACGUUGGGGGAAUCAGGCAUGAAACUUACUGUAGCACCCUCCGCACCUUCCCAGGAACCAAGCUGUGCAGGCUCACAGAGCCUCAUGCCCAUAGCAUGUACGAGUAUGACUCUAGCACCAAAGAAUUUUUCUUUGACAGGAGCGCUGAACUCUUUGGCUAUGUGUUGAACUAUUACAGAACCAAGCAUCUCCAUUGCCCUGCAGACACCUGCAGGUCAGUCUUAGAAGAGGAGCUGGCCUUCUGGGAGAUAAGUGAUGCACAGUUAGCACCCUGUUGUUGGCUGAAGCUGAACAACAAGGAAAGGCAGCCAGAAGAGUUCAAUAUGUGGGAUGAGAAUGAGCUUGCUGAUGACCAGUGUCUCAUAGUCCAGAUGGAAAGAAGGGAUUUCAGCUGGAGAGCCAGGUGGCAGCCAAAGAUCUGGGCUAUCUUUGAAAAGCCUUAUUCCUCAGUAGGAGCCAAGUGUUUGGCUGUCGUUUCCUUGCUGUUCAUCAUUGGCAUCGUCAUCAUAUUCUGUGAGGAGACAAAGGCCCAGUUUGAUUUCUUUGCUGGUAACUUCACCAUAGUCAGCCAUUCUGAAGUCACCCAUGUCGUCCAUGAGCCGUACUACCACCAGGCUCCGUACUUGCUCCACCUGGAGCUUUUUUGCGUCCUCUGGUUCACUUUUGAAUUUUCAAUGCGGUUUUGCUUCUGCCCAGACAAAAAGAAGUUCCUCAAGAACCCCCUGAAUGUUGUUGAUUUUCUCUCCCUCUUCCCAGUUUACAUUGAGCUCUUCACAGCCAAGCAGAUCCAGAAAAUGCCAACACUUGGCCUUUGGCUUGGCUCUGUGCGUGUAGUCUAUCUCCUCAAACUCCUGAAGAUAUCCAAGCUCAUAGAGACCCCUCUGAUCCUGAGAGUCCUGUCCUACACACUCAAGUCCAUCCUCCGAGAGAUCUGUAUCCUGCUGAUGAUGCUGGCCUUUGAAACCCUCUUCUUUGGCUCCCUCUUUUUCUAUGGAGAGUUGCUGGGAAUUCAUCCUUCCUUCACUGGAGAUUUACACUUCACAGACAUUCUCAUUUGCUUCUGGUGGGCUCUCAUCACACUCACUACGGUGGGCUAUGGAGACAUCAUCCCUCUAACUACGUUUGGCCAAGUGACAGCUGCCUUAGCUGCAAUAUUCGGCAUGUUAACUAUUAUCAUCCCAAUCCCCAUCUUCCUAGCCAAGUUUAAAGGCUACUAUGCCAUUGCCAUAUCCAAACAGAAGCUGAAAAUGAGCAGAAAGCAAUAAUGCCAUUGAUAGUAGAGCUGCUGCCACUCUGUGCCCUUCAGCAUUAAUUCUGAUGGGAUUUGUUCCAACCACAAAGCGGAUUGAGCACAUACAUUUAGAAAUAUUCCAUGCCACAUUUAUUUGCCCAGUGGCAGGGACCGAGAUGCAAGUUGUAGCUUUCAGUUUUAGUGGCUAA
Gavialis gangeticus (Gharial) is the source of this 1638-nucleotide messenger RNA. RefSeq names its product potassium voltage-gated channel subfamily C member 1-like. Gene Ontology annotation, cellular component: dendrite membrane; axon; voltage-gated potassium channel complex. NCBI's taxonomy places the organism in Eukaryota, Metazoa, Chordata, Crocodylia, Gavialidae. The transcript is spliced from 3 exons. Gene Ontology annotation, molecular function: protein binding; delayed rectifier potassium channel activity. The record is from RefSeq and is a predicted model, not a curated record. Gene Ontology annotation, biological process: potassium ion transmembrane transport; protein homooligomerization. Bases 168 to 1463 code for a protein of 431 amino acids.